Messenger RNA from Alternaria novae-zelandiae, 888 nucleotides. RefSeq lists its product as uncharacterized. The record is from RefSeq and is a predicted model, not a curated record. The transcript has 2 exons. Gene Ontology annotation, molecular function: protein binding. NCBI's taxonomy places the organism in Eukaryota, Fungi, Ascomycota, Dothideomycetes, Pleosporales, Pleosporaceae. The coding region runs from base 1 to 888 and encodes 295 amino acids.
AUGGCGCCCAUAAACGAUCAACCAGCGAAGCGCCGAAAGCCUCUGCCUCAGGGCAGUGCUGAUUCUCGUGAUCUCCUUGAUGUAGGUAGCGAGAUACUCAUGGUCAAGGUUGGGGGUGGCGACGACCCUGUCGAACCGAACGUAGCAGGCGAAAAUUGCGACAAGCCCGAGCACAACAACGAAAGUAACGACAGCGAUACCGACACGGACAGCGAUACCGACUCAGACGUUUCCGAGGAGCGCAUCUUUCACAUCCACAAAAGCGUUCUCUGCAAGACAUCCGCCUUCUUCCAAAAUGCAACGAAGCCAGAAUGGACUGCUCCAACACCGCGCCCUAUAGAUCUUUCUGACGAGCUUCCAGAAAUCUUCCAUUUGUAUGUGCAAUGGUUGUACAGUGGAAAGAUCGCCGUCGAGAUCAUGUCCUCCAGUGACUCGGAUACGGAAGUUCGCAAACACGAGAACGUGGAUUAUCAUUCACUAAUUCAGUCGUACAUACUUGGAGAGAAGCUCAUGGAUACCACAUUUCAGAACGCAGUACUGCAAUGUUUGAUUGAGUGCGUAGAGCAAGCAGACUGUUUUCCCGGUGACCGGACCAUCAAGACGGCCUAUAAGCGCACGAUAAAGCACUCGCCUCUUCGUAAAUUGCUGGUCGACUUCUGGGUGUGGCACGGCGACUCUGAGGGGGCGGCUGAUGACAUGAAUUUGAGCCUGGGGACCGACUUCACGAACGACUUACUUAAGGCCAUGCUUGAAGCGCGUCCUAGUCCGGACACGAGUGCAGAGAAGGUCCAGCCUCCUUGGCUGACACAUCCGGAGAUCUACAGCAUAAAGGGUAACAAGAAGACCGCCAAAGACACCAGCAACAGCGGAGAUGUCGCCAAGGAGUAG